GUGUUUGGAAGUGUUUUCACGUAGGAAUAACACGAUGACCACUUCCAAUUUCCUCUACUCAUGGUGUGCGCUAGACAAAUUUAAAUCUUACGAAGAUUACAGGGAGCAUGAUAACAUGCAUUUUGAUUUGGACUUCAUGAACGGGGUACAAAGGGAAUAUGGUUGUUCCUUUUGCCACUGGGGACAUUUCAUUGAGUACGAUGUAUACUGUCGCCACGAGAAGUCACACUACGACAUAAGAGACACCAGCAGUUCUGGUCAGCCACCUCCGAAGAGGAAACGCUUCUUUCUGGGGCCUACAGUUAACAGUUGCCAGUCACCGGUUCCCGGUCACUAUCAUGUGCAGUCACCUCGUCAACAAUCUCCAGUACCAGCACGUAGUCAAAUCCAGUCGCCAGUACCCAGUAAAUUUAAAAUUUGGUUAAAGAUAUCCAUUAUGAGAUCACUUGCCGCGAGAAAGCUUUGAAGAGUAGCCAGACGUACUUAUCAUCGACUAGAGUCCCAUCAAAAAGGUAAAAAUGGAACCCAUCAGUCCAACCAGGACCGAACAGAGUGAUAGAGACGCACCAAGUAACUCCGUGAAAAAUGUAAGGGUGGACCAAAAUACCUCCAUGAAGAAAAAGGACAAGAGUAAAGACAGUGCAGAAAAGAAACGGUGCCAGUUAGACAUUGGGAAUGAUCAUUACGUCGUUGCCAAUCGAUUCCAUGGUAAACUGUGGAUUCAUAUUCGAGUGUACAAGUAAAGACAGGACGGCACGACAUAUUCCACCAAAAAAGGCCUUGCCCUGGACUUGGAGAAACGGACGAAGCUCAUGACAUGGUACGCUGAUGAAGUGGAUGACGCUAUCAAGGGCUUUGAUGACAAGGAAGACACAGCCUUACACAUACAUCUUGGACGUAAUUAUUUUGUGAGUCUCCAGUCGAAAACAUUAGACGGUGGUUCCUACCAGAAAGCGAGGAAAACAUCAAACCAACACGCACUGGUAUAACACUAACCUUCAGACAUGGCAGUAUUAAAAGACUUUAUAGGAAACGAACUCGAAAAUGUAACCUUUUGUGAAAUGGCAGAUGAUCACCAGAAUCAGAUGGGGAUGUUCCAAUGCAGCAACUGUCAUCCUAAUGGGCUGACGUGUAGUUAAGAUUCAUCAUGGAAUGAGUACAUAAACUGUAAGUCAUGUUAAGAUUUUACGUAAAACAAAGGAUAAACGUUAAUUGAAGUGACAUUGAAUUACUCAUUUCAUAAACAUUUAUGAGAGUGUACUUUCAGUUCGUAUAAUUUUCAUAGAAAUAAUGUUUUAAUAGGUGAAGAUUGUAAAAUACUAAUGAUGGAUGCCUCUUGUUCAAUUCAUGACAUAUAGCUCUUUUAAAAGGUCAGAGAAAUUAUAAAAGAUA
Molecule: messenger RNA, 1392 nt
Organism: Mizuhopecten yessoensis (Yesso scallop)
Lineage: Eukaryota; Metazoa; Mollusca; Bivalvia; Pectinida; Pectinidae
Exons: 3
Coding region: 35-466 (143 amino acids)
Source: RefSeq, a predicted model, not a curated record